CCUCCCGGCGGGGACCGGCGGCCCAGCCUCCUUCAUGGAAGCGAUGUCCCCCCAGCAGGAGACCCUAGGGGGGCAGCCGGCGCGCUCCUCUUCGCUGACCGGAGUGUCUCGGAUCGCGGGAGGCGCCGGCACCAAGAAGAAAAUGAAAACAUUAGCAGAAAGGAGAAGGAGCGCCCCGUCUCUGAUCCUGGACAAAGCCCUGCAGAAACGGCCUAGCACCAAGGAGAGUCCUUCUGCUGGUGUGGACACCUGCGCCUUCCUGUCCACGUUCGCCGGCUCCAGCAGGACCCUGCUGAUUGACGGCCGGGUAGAGCUCAGAAGGGGCCUACAGAGGCAGGAGCGGCACCUCUUUUUGUUCAAUGAUCUGUUCGUUGUGGCCAAAAUCAAGUAUAACAACAACUUUAAGAUAAAAAAUAAAAUUAAAUUAAGUGACAUGUGGACAGCGAGCUGUGUGGACGAAGUAGGAGAAGGCAACACCAAUGCCCUGAAGUCCUUUGUCCUGGGCUGGCCCACGGUCAACUUCGUGGCUACUUUCAGUUCUCCAGAACAAAAGGACAAAUGGCUCUCUCUCCUUCAGAGAUACAUCCACCUAGAGAAAGAGAAGGACUACCCGAAGAGCAUUCCCCUCAAAAUCUUCGCCAAGGACAUUGGGAAUUGUGCCUAUUCUAAAACUAUAACAGUAACGAAUUCAGAUACAGUGAAUGAAGUUAUCAACAUGUCACUACCAAUGCUGGGGAUAACUGGCUCUGAGCGAGAUUACCAAUUAUGGGUCAAUUCUGGCAAAGAAGAGGCACCAUACCCACUUAUUGGGCACGAAUAUCCCUACGGAAUCAAGAUGAGUCACCUCCGCGACACAGCGCUCCUGGCCCCGGGGCCCAAGGACUCAGCCUCACCUGCCAACCUGCAGGAGCCCUUCCUCAUGGAGCAGCUGCCCCGCGAGAUGCAGUGCCAGUUCAUCCUGAAGCCCAGCCGCCUGGCUGCAGCCCAGCCCCUGAGCGAGUCAGGCCAGAAGACAUUUAAAAGGAGGCGAUCCAUCAUAAACUGGGCCUUCUGGCGGGGCUCCAGCACCCACCUGGACAACUUGCCCAUGUCACCAACGUCGCCUAUGCCAGGGCAGCUCUUUGGAGUGUCUCUGCCGAGUGUUUGUGAGAACGACAAUCUGCCCAAACCUGUGUUGGACAUGCUUUUCUUUCUUAAUCAAAAAGGACCCCUCACAAAGGGCAUCUUCAGACAGUCUGCCAACGUGAAGUCCUGCCGCGAGCUGAAAGAGAGACUGAAUUCCGGAGUGGAAGUGCACCUAGACUGUGAAUCCGUUUUUGUGAUCGCCUCCGUCUUAAAGGAUUUUCUGCGAAACAUUCCAGGAAGCAUUUUUUCAUCAGAUCUCUACGAUCACUGGGUCUGCGUAAUGGAUCAAGGAAAUGAUGAAGAGAAAAUAAAUACAAUUCAAAGACUAUUAGACCAGCUUCCGAGAGCCAAUGUUGUCCUCCUAAGAUACCUCUUCGGGGUUUUGCACAACAUCGAGCAGCACUCCUCGGCCAAUCAGAUGACUGCAUUUAACUUAGCCGUAUGUAUCGCUCCCAGCAUCCUGUGGCCACCUACUUCCUCCAGCCCAGAACUAGAAAACGAGUUUACAAAAAAGGUUUCUCUGCUCAUACAAUUUCUGAUUGAAAAUUGCUGUAGGAUAUUUGGAGAAGAGAUCACUUCCCUCUUGGGAGAGGUUGCAGUGAGAUGUGAUACUAGAGAGAACGCCUCAGAUCUCUCUUGCUUCCAACUGAACGACUCCUCCUACGACAGCUUGGAAAAUGAACUGAACGAGGAUGUGGACGCCCCGUGUAGCGACCUGGUGAAGAAACUCGGCCAGGGCAGCCGAAGCAUGGACUCCGUGCUGACCCUCAGCGACUACGACCUGGACCAGCCAGAGGUGGAGGGCCUCCUCACCCUGAGUGACUUCGACCUGGACCGCUCCAAAGACGAGGACGUGCACCUGGCCCGGGCCCUGGAGUCCCAGCCGGGGAGGGUCGCGGUGUACACCAAGGCCCCCCUGCGGGAUCCAGCCCGGGCCCCCUGCAGUCUGAGCACCCCCCGCUACCUGCCCCCCGCCACCGCCGUGGACGCCCCCAAGAGCCUGAGGCGGCACCGGCGCUGCUCGGAGCCCAGCAUCGACUAUUUCGACUCCAAGCUUUCCUACCUCAGGGAGUUCUACCAGAAGAAGCUCCGCAAGUCCAGCUGCGACGCCAUCCUCUCGCAGAAGGACGCGGACAGCCUCAAGCAGAACCCGCCCCCCCGGGAGGAGGCUAGGGGCUGCCCCAGGCCCUGUGGCGCCCCCCCGGGCGGGGACACCAUGGGCAGGAGAGACGCCGCCGGUCACACCCCGAGGAAGAAGAGCCUGUCCGCCAGCGAAGGACACCACGGCAAGCUCUUCCCCAAGUCCAAGCCCGUGGCCAUUUCUGUGGCCUCCUGCAGCCACGUGCCCUCGCAGGGCCGCACAGGGACCCAGCCCUUCGCCGCCGACCCCCCUGGGUACUCCCCGCCGCACACGGCCGACGCCCUCAAGGGCCCGAGGAGGCACCGGCGCUGCUCCGAGCCCAGCAUGGACGACCAGCGCUGCAAGCUGACCUACCUCAGGGCCGUGUAUUCCAAGCAGCAGCAGAAGAGCGGCCGCGGGGCCGGCCCCCUGCACGGAGAGGACGACUAUCUCAAGCGGCACAAGUCUUUGCAAAUGGAGGGGCAGAAACUCAUCAAUCAGAGCCUGGUCAUGGGGAUCGAGGUGGGCAAGAGCAGUGCCGUGACCCCGAACCCCGACAGGGCCAUCCCCCCACGCCUGCACAUCGGCCCGAGGACUAGCUACUCCAGCCUGUCCUCCCCUGGCUCCUCCCCGUCGGGCUCCUCGGUCAGCUCCCAGGACAGCGCCUUCUCCCAGAUCUCCGAGCACUCUGUGUUUACACCCACCGAAACCUCGUCGCCCAUAGAUUGCACUUUCCAGCCUCAAAGGAAGCCAGAGGAGCUCUCCUCGGACCUGAGCGGCUCCAGCCUCGUCUCUGGCACGCCCGGGCCCUCCUCGGGGCAGGCCGGCAGGCGCCUGGGGUACGCAAAAAAGGACCCGGUGGAGUGGCCUUCACAAAUGCACCCCGUGACGCUGCACCCCAGCACGUGGCUGAGAAACGGUGUGGCCAGCUUGAAAAACUGGUCCCUCAAAAAGAAGGCAAGGGCGCUGAGACCAGAGGAAAGGAAAAUAGACGUUCUCAAAGGGCCCACGGAGCCACUCCCACAGGCCUCUGGUGUGCCAGAGGCCAGCUCACUGCGAGACAGGCUGAAAGACAUGCCGCUCGGGGCGGGGGCAGAGCCUGGGGCCGGGCACACUGACCCCUGGCCCAGCACCCCUCCGGGCCAGGACGUGCAGCCGCACAGCCGCUCCCCCUUCAGCCUGGUGGAAGACCGGCUCCGGGUCCCCGCGGAGUCACGGGAGGGCGGCGAGCAGGGUGGCCAGUGCUCCCCGGGCGCCCUGCCUUGCGCGAGGGCCUCACCCAGCCCUCCGACGGGGGAGGACGCGGCCAGCGCUGGCUCGGGCCUCACCGUGGUCCGCGAUGUUGGGGACAGACAACCAGCCAAAGACACUGAACCACAGUAAGAAUCUGACGUCUGCAAGAUCAGAAACCCGGCUAUUAAUGACCUAGAGACAGUAAUUAUGACCCCUUUGUAUAAAAUACCUGGGAUGGGUAGCAGAAGGAUCAUCAUCGGUAAUACUUAGGACAACAAAAGAAUUCUCCUUGAGGCUGUUUGGCCAGAAAAAUAAUAAUAAUGCUUAGACUUAAAAAAGUUCACCACCUAAGUGUUUGGAAAGCUGUUCCUUCCUUUGCUAGGUCAAGGGCCUGGUCCUGCCGUGUGUUUUUAAAGAUACUAGCAGAGGGCUAGAGGAAGCACCUCCUGUCCAGGCGGCAGGCCUGCAGGACCAGCCGGUCUGUGCGCUGAGUGUCCUGAGAAGGCCAUGAUCCCGCAGUGAGGACCGGGAGAGCGGAGAGGGGCAGGCGAAGCACCAACCCCAGCCCCCCGUGGGCUGCUUUCCUAAGCAGGCGAAGACAAGCCCGCGGUGACGAGGGAAAUCUGGGAAGCACCCCCUCUAAGCAAGGGGCUCUCAGACGAGGUGGGACAGUCGUGUGCCCUCACAGGAUCCUUCCGGGAGCCAGCCCCGGAGGCAGCAGCCCCAAGUGCACGAUACCAUGGCCUCUGUGUCUGUCGUGUUGGCAGACUUGUUCCUCAGUGUGGCCUUUCUCUGCAAAGGCCCAGGGAACGGAGCUGCGAGGAGAAAGAAGGGAACAGCAGCCCCGGAGGGAUGUCCUAAGGCACCCACCUGGAGACCUCUCCAGAAAGGCAGCUUCUGCCGUCCUCAUCAGGUGACCAUCUCAGCUGGAGAGGGGCCGCGAGGCCAGGCCUCUCUGCUCUGCCAAUACUGCCGCUGCCAGCUGAGCAAAGCCUGGCCCCUCCUGGCCGAGACAUUUUGCCGCAGCCAAACGGCCUCUCCGCCAACCAGAAAGAAAAAGCUCCUGAUAAGUCAUCCCUUUUCUGAUUGCCUUUCAGCGGUUGAGAGAUCGCUUGAGAGACUGGCAGGUUAGAAGUGUCACGGAACUCAAUUCCCCCAGGGCUCUGUCAGGUUUCUCCUCUGACAGGCAUGGACUUUGGAUUUUUCUUACCACCCGAAGUUUUCAGUUAUUUUUGUCCUAAGCGAUUCAUGGUUUACAGAUGAUGUAUGGACGUUCCUCGGGUCGCACUGGUGCACCUCCCAGAUGAUCCCUGCGGGUUGUCGCCCUCCCAACCCCACCCCCUGCCAAUAUGAAGGGCAAAAUCAGAGCAAAGUGCAUCUUCAUUGUGACUAUGUGACUACUCGUAACCAGUUUGCUGGGGGCCAUUUGGUGUCUAGUUCACCAGCAGGUGGUCCUUUCGCACCACAAACCUGCCUAUUCCAAAUUUUUUCUUAGCCUCCAGAAAUCUUUAAAAUAUUUUCCCCUGUUGCCCUAAAGGCUGCAUUUUGCAGUGAUUGAAAGAAAAUAAUGUUUUCUGUAAGAUAGACGUCCUCACAGUAUUAGCUAUAGGUGCUACCUACCUCCGUGGGACAUGGCCCUGUUUGCCCUCCCCAGCGUCAGUCACCGGGAGAACUCUGCGUCCAAAGAACGCAGCGAUGCACUGACCAUCGCAGUCACAGGUGUGAAGUAGAUCUCACCUUACAACCCACCCCUCCCGAGUGACACGCCCCAGCGUCCGCGUGCACCUCCUGUGGUGGAGCAUAGACAGCCAACAGGGACCCCCGACCCGCAGGAUGACUACUGUCCAAAAUGCAAGAUGUGAAUGAAACUUACUGCUUGGAGUGUCUUUCUAGAAGAACUUGCUUCUCUACCUAACAAGAUAACAGGCCUAGCCUUUUUAUUUUAAAAUUGGCAGGUAGAAAGUCACCUACCCAAAUUGAAGGGUAGCAGAAAAUAGAUGCUGAGAUUCUUCAUUAACCCCUGCUACUCUGUCCCCUUAGAUACUCCUGUCACACUUAAUGUGAAUAGUUUGUUAAUAUUGCUGUAAAGUAUAAUGUAUGAUUUGAAGACAGACUACAUGUCAUUUUAUUAUACUCUGUCAAUCUAUAAUAUAUUAGACUGAUGCUUUAUCUAAAAUGCUUUGAGUUUGUAUAAUAUAUCUUGACAAAUUUUACUACCAUAUGUUAUGUAAUAAAUGUGUAUUUUUGUACUUGCAGAAGCUGCUGCUAACUUUUAAAGUUGUUUGGUUUUCAAGGCACUGAUAAUGGAUAUGUAUGAAGUCCAUACUGUCUGUUAAAUAAAAUACCAUUCUGCAGUUAACGGUCCCCACAGAGCUGCCCUUCAAGAAGUGCUUCAGUUCGUGAGCUCGAUUGCUGCUUAACAUUGGAAGCUCAUAAAAUGUAGCUCCCAGGGAUGUGGGACUUGGAGCAUUUAGCCACAGGUCACGGUCAGUCUUCCUAGAAAACUAGGGGCUUUUUUUUUCCCCUUCAUAUUUUUCUCAUCUACAACUUACCAAACAAGUUACACUGUCACUGAGCUCCUUGGGUCAAAGAAUAGAUUAUAUUCUCACAUGACACUCAGUUUAAUUGAUUACUUGAGAUUUCCUCAUCUAAAUCUCAACCAUUCUGACGAGAACACCCAGUUGUUCCUAGACAUAUACCCAAGACACCAGUACUACAUAGGUCACAUGAACUGAUGGGUGAACAUUACUGGUCUCUCACAACUGCUGCUGCAUUUCCUCCUCCUCAAACCUCACUGAUUUAAACAUUCACUACCUUAGUCCAGAAAAGAAAAUGAUUUGCAUACUGAGCAGUGAAGAGAGCAACUGCAUUUACAGAAACACCACUAUCGAGCUUUCGGCAAUUUUUUCUUCCUAAACCUCACAGAAGCAGAUUUUGCUUUUAAAAAGGAGACAAGCUAUCAGAAACAUUGAGCUCAAGAAAUUCAAAUUUUUCUGCUUUUCAUGGCAAGACACUGAACUGAAAGGAUGUAACAGUCUAAUGAAAGAACAAUGUAUUCUUAUGGGUCUGAAAUAGAACAAUGGCAUAUUUUUGUCUGUUGAAAGAAACUUCAAGAACAUUAUGUAUCUUAGUCCAUCUUAUGGGAGUGCUUGCUGAUUUUUUUUUCCUACCUGGUCAUGUUUUAAUGGCUUGACAGGAAGUCUUUACAAACUGCCUAUUGCAGUGCACUGAAAAUAACUGAAUAAAAAGU
Talpa occidentalis (Iberian mole) is the source of this 6728-nucleotide messenger RNA. It is a transcript of the gene ARHGAP20, whose product is annotated as Rho GTPase activating protein 20. Gene Ontology annotation, molecular function: GTPase activator activity. The coding region runs from base 35 to 3628 and encodes 1197 amino acids. The record is from RefSeq and is a predicted model, not a curated record. The transcript is spliced from 15 exons. Lineage: Eukaryota; Metazoa; Chordata; Mammalia; Eulipotyphla; Talpidae. Gene Ontology annotation, biological process: regulation of Rho protein signal transduction; signal transduction.